CGGUCCCAUUCGUCGUAACCAUUGUCAACGUAUCCUGCACCAUUGUCAUCUACCACAAAGUCAUCUUGAUCUAAACGCUGUCGUACAACCUUCAAGUAUUCUUCCUCUGAGACUUUGUCGUAAAGAUUAUCUUCUUCUUUAUUUUCAUAAACGGUAGCUCUAGUUUUUCCAGCUUCACGUAAUGCACGAAGUUCAGCAAAUUUUGAGUUCGAGUUUACUGUCGCAUUUCUUUUUCGCAUGAUCCUCCCUUCACGACCUAAGUUAUAACGAUUUCUUAACAGUAAAAAAUUUUUUCAGUGGAAAAGCCUUUCCUUGUUUCCCUAUUUCUGAAUGGUUGAACGCGCUGAGAUAUGCUCCUGGAUGUAAACAAUAAAGGUCGCGUCUAUAUUGUACCUAUUUAUCGUUCUCUCGCGUUAGAGCUCCUUCAAACGAGCUCUAACUCCAUUUCUCGUAUUUAGGGUAGGGUUGCUAAACAGUCACGGUUGGUAUGUAGUACGAAAACAAACAUGUGCCAAAUUCGAUUUUUGCCGACAAUGGUUGCCUCCUCGACCGUCCCUUCUGUAGCCUCUAUUUUUGCACCUGAGUCUCUUCGCAAGAAGACUAAGACUCAGGAGCAAGCUCGUGAACAGCGCGUUGCUGCUGCUGCUGAAAAGAAAUCUGGUCUCCAAAAGAAGCGUGAACUUAUUGCUAAGCGUGCUGAAGCUUAUGAGGCUGAAUACCGUGCUGCUGAGCGUGAGCAAAUUGAGCUCGCUCGUAAGGCUCGUGCCGAGGGCAACUUCUAUGUUCCUGAAGAGCCCAAGUUGGUCUUCGUUGUCCGUAUCCGUGGUAUCAACAAUAUCCCUCCCAAGGCCCGUAAGAUUAUGCAACUCUUGCGUCUCUUGCAAAUUAACAGCGGUGUCUUCAUCAAAUUCAACAAGGCUACCAAGGAAAUGCUCCAAGUUGUUGAGCCUUAUGUAACUUAUGGCGUUCCCAACCGUAAGGCUGUCCGUGAAUUGGUUUAUAAGCGUGGUUUUGGCAAGGUUAACAAGCAACGCAUUCAUCUCUCUGAAAAUGCCAUCAUCGAGGCUGCUUUGGGCAAGUACUCCAUUUACUCCAUCGAAGACUUGAUUCAUGAAAUUUACACUGUUGGUCCCAACUUCAAACAAGCUUCCAACUUCAUCUGGCCUUUCAAGCUUUCCUCUCCUUUGGGUGGUUUCAGAGAACGCAAGUUCACCCACUUCAUUGAGGGCGGUGAUGCCGGUAAACGUGAUGAACACAUUAACAGCUUGUUGAAGCAAAUGAUUUAAAAUGUUGUUUUUAAGUUGUGAAUGGGCGCUGCUUCUAUAGGGUUAUAUAAAGAUUGUAAUUUAUAAUAAAUAGGAAUAACCGCUAGGUUUAAGUGGUCAGUAGUUUGUUCAA
Molecule: messenger RNA, 1398 nt
Organism: Schizosaccharomyces cryophilus OY26
Lineage: Eukaryota; Fungi; Ascomycota; Schizosaccharomycetes; Schizosaccharomycetales; Schizosaccharomycetaceae
Product: 60S ribosomal protein L7
Exons: 2
Coding region: 507-1286 (259 amino acids)
Biological process (GO): maturation of LSU-rRNA from tricistronic rRNA transcript (SSU-rRNA, 5.8S rRNA, LSU-rRNA)
Cellular component (GO): cytosolic large ribosomal subunit
Molecular function (GO): RNA binding; structural constituent of ribosome
Source: RefSeq, a predicted model, not a curated record